AUGACCAUCGAGAUCCCGAUACCUUUCAAGGCGCACAACAUCGAAGCCCCGUCGCAAAUGGUGGAAACCUCAAAGACCGAGAUCGUCGAUAUGUUCACCCAGGCGUACCUCAUGAGGCGCCUCGAGAUCGCGUCGGACGUCCUCUACAAGGGCAAGUUCAUCCGCGGGUUCUGCCACCUGUACGACGGCCAGGAGGCGGUGUGCGUCGGCAUGGAAGCCGCCCUCACGAAGGAGGAUGCGAUCGUCACCUCCUACCGCGAUCACUGCACGCACCUCGGCCGCGGGGGGACGCCUCUGGAGGUCAUGGCGGAGCUGAUGGGGAGGGUCGACGGCGCGAGCAAGGGCAUGGGCGGGAGCAUGCACAUGUACAAACGCGACGCGAACUUCUUCGGGGGCAACGGCAUCGUCGGCGCGCAGACCCCCAUCGGCGCCGGUCUGGCCUUCUCCUACAAGUACAACAAGCAGCCCAACGUCGCCGUGGCGAUGUACGGCGACGGCGCCGCCAACCAAGGCCAGCUCUUCGAGGCUCUCAACAUCGCCGCGCUGUGGGACCUGCCGCUGAUUUACGUGUGCGAGAACAACCACUACGGCAUGGGCACGACCACCGCGCGGUCCGCCAAAUCCCCCGAGUACUACAAGCGCGGCGACUACGUCCCGGGCCUUCGCGUCGACGGCAUGGACGCGCUGGCGGUCAAGCAGGCUAUCAAAUUCGCCAAGGCGCACUGCGUGAGCGGCGCGGGUCCCAUCGUUCUCGAGAUGGACACGUACCGGUAUCACGGCCAUUCGAUGUCCGACCCCGGGUCGACGUACCGCACCAGGGACGAGAUCACCGGCAUCCGCCAGGAACGCGACCCGGUCGAGAGGCUGCGCAAGCUCAUCCAGCAUCACGAGCUUCUCGCGCCCGAGGAGAUCAAAGCUAUCGAAAAGACGCAACGGAAAAUCGUCGACGACGCCGUCGCCGCGGGGAAGGCUUCGCCGGAACCCGAUUCGAACGCGCUGUUCAGGAACAUGAACCAGGUGGCGGAGGGUAUCGUGAUCCGCGGCGUGGACUCGGGCGCCAGGACCACCCUCGCCACCGUGCAGCCGUGA
Molecule: messenger RNA, 1089 nt
Organism: Micromonas commoda
Lineage: Eukaryota; Viridiplantae; Chlorophyta; Mamiellophyceae; Mamiellales; Mamiellaceae
Exons: 2
Coding region: 1-1089 (362 amino acids)
Biological process (GO): pyruvate decarboxylation to acetyl-CoA
Cellular component (GO): intracellular membrane-bounded organelle
Molecular function (GO): pyruvate dehydrogenase (acetyl-transferring) activity
Source: RefSeq, a predicted model, not a curated record